Fusarium keratoplasticum is the source of this 462-nucleotide messenger RNA. RefSeq lists its product as uncharacterized. The coding region runs from base 1 to 462 and encodes 153 amino acids. NCBI's taxonomy places the organism in Eukaryota, Fungi, Ascomycota, Sordariomycetes, Hypocreales, Nectriaceae. The record is from RefSeq and is a predicted model, not a curated record. The transcript has 2 exons.
AUGACUAGCAGGGAGCUCUUGGUGGUGAUUCUGAACCACACCAACGAGGAGCUCGAUCUCGAACCAGACUCCCCAAGUCUCCAGCACGGCCAUUGGAUGGACACACCGGAUUCACGACCGCCAGCACAAAUCUUAGCCGGCGAGAGUGGUAUGUUGCGCUGCAAGUCGAGCCACGUGGGUGCCGGAGUCAGCGGCUCAGUCACCUACCGAGUCAUCGGCUACGAAGAGAGCUACAAGGUGACGUUUCUAUGGAACGUGCCAUAUGUUGGACAGAACAAGUUUGACUCCCUCUGCGCGGCCGAGGGCUUCGCGGUUAGGAUGCUGGGCGGGCGGGGGAACCAGGCUGUUGCGGUCUUUGUGUUUGAACCAACCCAGAGCCAGAUAUCGGAUGAUAAUGUGAGUGCCGCUAUCAUCAAGGGUCCUGUCGAGUGUGCCGAGGCACCAUUAGGUAGUUUCCAUUAG